This is a messenger RNA of Panonychus citri (citrus red mite), 2330 nucleotides long. Its product is annotated as E-selectin-like. Bases 292 to 1773 code for a protein of 493 amino acids. Lineage: Eukaryota; Metazoa; Arthropoda; Arachnida; Trombidiformes; Tetranychidae. The transcript is spliced from 3 exons. The record is from RefSeq and is a predicted model, not a curated record.
GGAAAAUACUUGAUUGUUACAUUUUCUAAAUGAAACUUAUGCUCUAGAUUUAGUUUUUCUUUUCUUUUCCAAUUAAUAUUGAUUAAUUUGUUUAAUUUCCCUUUUAUAUUUGGUUUAUUCUUGUUGUGUAUCAUCAUUUCAUCAAAUUGUUUCCUUGUUUUUUGUUUUGUUUGAAUCUUUGUUUCUUUGGUUAAAAUUACGGGUCAAUAUUUAUGGUUCUAUUUUGGUGUUGACAGAUGUAGAGAUAGAAUCUCAGAUGUAUAAAAUUGUGGGACAAUCUAUUUACUAUAAAUGAUGUGUUUAAUUUGUUCAUUUUUCUUUGAUUUUCUUUCCCCCGGAUGGUUUAAUAAUUAUCAAUAUAAACGGAAAAGAAUAUUCAAUUGUACCAGUUUAUUUAUUAUACUCUUUUUUACUCUGUUCAACACAACUUUGUGCUCAAAUAAUUUCCAUUUUCCAACUGAUAAUCAUAUCACUGAUACCAGUGCCUAUUCAUAUAAUGUUAAUGAUCUAAACGCUGAUAAUAACACUUCAAUAGUUUAUACUCAGAAAACUCCGCCAGUUAGUAAGCCAGUUACUUGCCCACCAAUACCUAAUAUUACACAUGCUAAUAGCGCUGCUGCUUCUUAUGCUAAAUACGCACCAGGAUCAAAGGUUAGCUAUUCCUGUGAAAAUGGUUAUAGACAAACUGGUGAACCCAAUACAAUUCAAUGUUUGGUUCGUUAUGGAGCUAAUUCAUCUCAAGAAGCUUUUUGGACCUACACAUCCAUGAAAUGUCAAGUUGUGAUUUGUGCUGACCCAGGAUAUGUAGAAAACGCCAUAAGAACUGGAUCGGUGUUCACCUACAAUUCCAUGGUUAAUUAUACUUGUAAUAAAGGUUACGAGAUGAAAGGUCCACCAUUCCUAUUAUGCAGUGUAAAUGGUCACUGGAAUAGAGAUCGACCUAAAUGUCAACCCAAAACUUGUCCAGAUUUACCAAAGCCAGCCAAUGGUGUUAUUAUCUACAGUAAUGAACUUCGUUACAAUUCCACUGCUUCGCUUCGCUGUGACUAUGGAUUUCGUGUAAAAAGUCAAUCAGUAUUAACAUGUUCUCAUGAUAAAAAAUGGAUCGGAGAUUUAUCAGAAUGUGUCGAGAUCACUUGUCCUCCAUUCAAACCUCAUUCCGGUGUCUCAAUCCGAGGGAGACUAAAGUCUAAAUUCAAACCUAAUGAAAGAGUUGUGGCUAGUUGUCAUGACAAAACCAUUAAAACUAUUACUUGUACUUCUCAAGGUACUUGGUCUGUGGAUGAUUUCUACUGCCCUGAACCAUUACCCAAACUGUGCCCUAUUGUUACUCCAUUAGAAAAUGGUCGUCACAAUGGAUCUUCCAAAGUUACCGGUUAUCCUGAUGGAACUUUAAUAACCUUCAUGUGUAAUCCAAAUUACUAUCGUGAUGGUGCUCCUUACAUUCGCUGUCGACAUGGUAAUUGGACUUCCCAAAAGCCUCGAUGUGCCUUACACGAGUAUUAUUCAUUAACACGAUCAACAUCCACCUCAUCAUCUAAUCAGCUCACCGUUUUAGGAACUGUACUAUUUGUUGUAUUAUUUUUUAUUCUUCUUGUUUUAUCAAUCAUCUUACACCGUCUUCGCCAGAGGCAUCUCGAGAAACAGUAUUGGAAAAGAUAUUUUGGUAAUCAUACAUAUCGUCAAAGUCGAACCAAUAUAACUGCAACUUGUAACCAAGAAAUGAGAUUUUUCUGCCAAUCAAGGAGCCCAGUUCCUGUUACAGAUCUGUGAAAGAAAAGAAAAAGCUUCCAUAAAGAAAGAAAUCAAGAUUGGUUACCACUGAUUCCAUCCAAUUUACCACCAAAUUACCAAAAAAGUUUCAAUCCAACUAUUCCAACAACAAAAACCAAAAAUUACUUUGACUGUUGAAAAAGUUUUAUUUUCUACUCAACAAAAUCUCUUUUAUUGUUUAUACAUAAUCUUUUUCAUAUUCUUCAUAUUUUCGUCUCUCUCUUCAUCUCUUCCUCUCUUUUUCUAUCUAAAAAAAAAUUUCUCUUUUUUUGCCUUCCUCUGAUUCUCUGUAAUACUUAUAUUACUUCAAAUGGUCUUCACAUCUUUUGCAGCUUAAACUCACUUAAUAGUAAUUAGUCAGAUGAAGAGAAAGGGAGAAAUGAAAACAAAUGUUUUAAUCAACCCACUGAACAAUUUAUCUCAACAAAUCAAAUUGUUUUUUUUAUAAUCUUCAAAAAACAAAAAAAAUAUUGUAUAUAUCAAAUUGUAUUUCAUGAAAAAAGCAAAAACUAUGACAUUUGAAUAACAAAGUACAAGUUUCUUGAUAUUCAAUUGAA